Messenger RNA from Schizosaccharomyces japonicus yFS275, 2396 nucleotides. Its product is annotated as ATP-dependent RNA helicase Ste13. The transcript has 3 exons. Lineage: Eukaryota; Fungi; Ascomycota; Schizosaccharomycetes; Schizosaccharomycetales; Schizosaccharomycetaceae. Bases 322 to 1818 code for a protein of 498 amino acids. The record is from RefSeq and is a predicted model, not a curated record. Gene Ontology annotation, cellular component: cytoplasmic stress granule; P-body. Gene Ontology annotation, molecular function: nucleic acid binding; nucleotide binding; ATP binding.
CUCGUUCAUGAGAUAAACGCUGUAUAUUGAUGUUUCUUUUUUCCUUCGCCAUAUGCUCUCUUGCCGUACUUUUCUUGCACCCUAGAACCAACAACUUAUAGCCAGCAAGGAAAUCACCUUAAUCCAAGGAAAUAACGAUAAUACACUGUUUUAAACCUCUUCUGGUUUUUGAGAAGUAACAGUUUCCUCCACCCUCCCUGUCGUUUGGACCGAGUUUACAAUUUUUUUUUCUUUUUUCACAACUCGAGCUUAAGGCUUUUUCCCAACUCAUAACAUACUCUUGCCUAUUAGUUACUGAUUUUCCUCGGAUUAAACGAUAUUAUGACUCAGAAUCUUGUACAACAAUUAGCAGGCACUACCCUUAACGACUCCGCGGAGUCUUGGAAGUCGCAAUUGCAAACCCCUGGAGUUGAUCUCCGGCCAAAAACUGAGGAUGUGACUAAUACUCGAGGAACGGAAUUUGAAGAUUAUUAUUUGAAGCGUGAGCUUCUUAUGGGCAUUUUCGAAGCAGGCUUCGAGCGUCCGUCUCCUAUUCAAGAAGAAUCAAUUCCCAUUGCUUUAGCUGGCCGUGAUAUUCUUGCUCGUGCUAAAAAUGGAACCGGAAAAACAGCAGCCUUCGUUAUUCCUUCGUUGGAGAAGGUCGACACAAAAAAGAGUAAGAUUCAAACACUCAUUCUUGUUCCUACUCGUGAGCUUGCCUUGCAAACUUCCCAAGUCUGCAAAACACUCGGCAAGCAUAUGAAUGUUAAUGUUAUGGUAACCACCGGCGGUACCACUCUCCGUGACGAUAUUAUUCGUUUGAAUGAACCUGUUCAUAUUGUUGUUGGCACCCCUGGCCGUGUCUUGGAUCUUGCUGGUAAGGGCGUCGCUGACUUCAGUGAGUGCUCUAAUUUUGUUAUGGAUGAAGCCGACAAACUGCUUAGCCCAGAGUUUACCCCAAUCAUCGAGCAACUUCUUACCCACUUUCCCAAAAAUCGCCAAAUCUCCUUGUACAGUGCAACGUUCCCUCUUUUGGUCAAAAGUUUUAUGGAUAAACAUCUCAACAAGCCUUAUGAAAUUAACCUUAUGGACGAAUUGACGCUACGCGGUGUUACUCAAUAUUACGCUUUUGUUGAUGAACGCCAGAAGGUGCACUGCUUGAACACUCUUUUCUCAAAACUGCAAAUUAACCAGUCGAUUAUUUUUUGUAACUCCACUAAUCGUGUCGAGCUCUUAGCCAAGAAAAUUACCGAGCUUGGAUACUCAUGCUUUUAUUCCCACGCGAAAAUGCUUCAAUCUCAUCGCAAUCGUGUAUUCCAUAACUUUCGCAAUGGCGUCUGCCGUAACCUUGUUUGCUCUGAUCUUUUGACUCGUGGUAUCGAUAUUCAAGCCGUCAAUGUUGUCAUUAACUUUGACUUCCCCAAGAAUGCUGAAACUUAUCUUCACCGUAUUGGCCGUUCUGGUCGUUUCGGUCACCGUGGUUUGGCUAUCAGCUUUAUUUCUUGGGAAGACCGUUUUAACCUUUACAAGAUUGAGACUGAGCUGGGAACCGAAAUCCAGCCCAUUCCCGCAACGAUUGAUCCUUCUCUCUAUGUCUUCCCUGAUGGAGAGUACCAAGUUCCUCGUCCUUUGUCCGUUUCUCAAUUCCCGAACACCAACCUCAAUCCCAACCAACCUAUUGAAUCUCAACCCCGCAACUAUGGAAAUAAUUCUCGAACUCGUCGUGGUCGUAACUACUACCGUGGUAAUGGUCAGCAGCGUUCUGGUAACUCUGGUGGAAAGCAACAACAAAGAAAGCCUACUUACCCUGAUGGUAACGUUGCAAUCACUCAGCACUAAACCAUUAAACCGAUAAAUUUUUUUUAUUUAGAGCGGAGCUUUUCAUUUUGAAACGCGAAGUUCUAUGCUUUUUCUGCAAGUGCAGCUUAUUUCCUUUAGCACAACCUUUAAGCAAUAUUUCUUAUGGUUACAGGAAAUACAUAUUCACACGUUUGCCUUGCAAGCGACGUAAUUACUUUGUUGAUUAGUUACUUUCUUAACACAGUAAAUUCAUUACGUUUCGUAAACUAAGCCGUAUUCUCUAUGCCAAGUGCGAUUUGAAGCUCGUUCAAAGAGAAUGGAAACUCUGAGGACUUGGAGAACUUCUCUAGACAGUUCUUCACUUUUGUCACGUCGUUAAAAAACAGCUGUACUGAGUUUGCUUGAACAUUUGUUUGAACAGUAGGUGAGGUCAGCAACAAAAGAUCAGUUGUAGCGUCUGCAAAUGUUGUAACAAGAAAAGACCCAAACUCGUUCCGUAUCUUAGACCAGUUAACUUUUUCAAGUGCCUCUUCAAUGAAAGAUUCAUCUCCUGAUUGGAAACAGAAACUUAAGUCGAUCAAGGAAGACUGGGAACAAAAUUCUGUGUGCAGUUGUAG